Molecule: messenger RNA, 518 nt
Organism: Eutrema salsugineum
Lineage: Eukaryota; Viridiplantae; Streptophyta; Magnoliopsida; Brassicales; Brassicaceae
Product: glutaredoxin-C9
Exons: 1
Coding region: 20-427 (135 amino acids)
Source: RefSeq, a predicted model, not a curated record
CUUCAAAACAUACUUGAAAAUGCAAGGAACAAUUUAUUGUAUAAGACAUAAUUUGAUCCCAUCCGCACAAUCUCUGCGACCGCUACCGCUUGAGAAACAAGGAAACGGCGAGAGCGUUCGGACGGUGGUGGAGGAGAACGCGGUGAUUGUGAUUGGACGGAGAGGAUGUUGCAUGUGUCAUGUUUUGAAGAAGCUGCUUCUUGGACUUGGAGUAAAUCCGGCGGUUCAUGAGAUCGAUGAGGAGAGUGAAGAUGAAGUUAUGAGUGAGCUAGAGAAGAUUGGCGUUGAAGGCGGCAGUGAAACGGUGGAAUUACCGGCGGUUUAUAUAGGAGGGAGGUUGUUUGGAGGGUUAGAUAGGGUUAUGGCCGCUCAUAUCUCCGGUGACUUGGUUCCAAUUCUUAAGGAGGUUGGAGCUUUGUGGUUGUGAUUUUUCUUCACAUAAUUUUUUUCACCAUAUGUAUAUUCGGUAAUGGUUGUUAAUUGUUAGGUUUUUAUAAUGGAUCAAUGUUUUUCUUUUC